GAGGAGGAAGAAGAAGAAGAGGAGGAGGAGGAGGAGGGCGAGUCACCGCCCCGCCGCCGCCGUCGCCGCCGCCGCCGCCGCCCCUCUUCCCUGAAGUCUCAGUCUUCAGUCAAAGAAAGCAGCCGGCCGUCGGUUGCAUCCGAAGUUCUGCUCGAAACCGAAUCGCUGCUCGAAGCCGAAGUCAAAGUUCCCACCAUCGUUGGUCCUUUGUAUUUAUCCUGGACCCCCGAGGAGGUGGCUGAAUGGAUCGGCGCUUUGGGUUUUCCUCAGUACAAGAGUGUUUUACUACAAAUUUUAUCUCAGGACGGAAACUCAUACAUGUAAACUGUUCAAAUCUGCCACAGAUUGGGAUUACUGACUUUGACCAUAUGAAGGAAAUUUCAAAGCAUGUACGAGAAUUGCUGAAAAUUGAGGAGCCCCGUUUUGAAAGAAGUAUCUCUCUCCCACCUCGAGAUAACAUUGGGUUGUUCUUAGAACAGAAGUCUCGAACUGGAAAGCGCAGUGAUGCUCUUAGUUAUUCCCAGUUUGUUGAAGAAGCAAGGUUACAAGAAUAUGAACCAAAGCCUCCAACUCCAUCAUAUGAAGAACUACAGCCUUCAACUCCACCAUAUGAAGAACUACAACAAGCCAGUUCAGAACUACAACAAGCCAGUUCAUUUUUCUCAAGAUAAGAGAAAGUAUUUAUUGUUCACAUAUUUCAGAUACUAUGUUGUAACUUUUUCUGCAUUUCUCAGUUUUCACAGGGAACAAAAUUGUAUAUGGAUGCAGUUUAACCAGUAUCCUAAUCCUAAACUUGAUAAAUAGGAUAUCAUGGAGGAGGUGCUUACUGAUGGAUGUAAAACAGAAAAUUUUGCACAUCAGUAAUGCAAAACAAAGUCAUGUGUGAACGCAGAGGAUUGUUCUUACUGGUAUUUAUGAAGAAAUCUUAUCAUUUGUCCUGUGAGGACUAUAAUAAGAAUAUAUGGGGCUUCAUGUUAGGUGCUGUAUAUUAAUGAAUUGAUUUAAAUAUUAAGGAUCAAUUGACAGCAUCCUUACAAAAACACUAAAGUCAGGCAGUGCUGCUUAAAAUGUUCCAGUGCCAUAUAAAAUUAAGAAAUUCUACUGCUGGAAUUUGCUAAUUUAUAAGAUGCGUGAUUUAGAACUUUCACUUCUUUAGAAGUACAUGUAUCAAUUUCACUGCAGGCCCAAUCUUCUUAUUCUAAACUGGGACAAAUGAUCAUAAUGAUAAAAAAUGCAACUAUAUUUAGUUAAGCCUAUUACAUUUUGCUAAUAUUCUUAAGUUUUAAAUAAAUGCAAAGGUGAAGCAACAUGAAAAAUCAAACAAACAAACCUAUAAAUACAGUAUUUAGAACAUAAUUUAUGUCUGAAAAGUAGACUUAUGAAUGCCAAGGGGGUAAGCAUUUCAGAUUUAAAAGAUACAAUAAAACACAAGCUUCAAUUAAAGAGUUUUAUAUGACAGGGUGUAACAUGGUGGAAUUUGUAUACAAAAUGACAGUGAAACACAUUAGUGUAUUCAUGUGAAUGCAACAUUGACAAGUAUGAUAGAAGGGGGGACAUACAGUAUAAACCAUGUGAAUUGUUUUUUUAGAAUUUUCCUUCUAGUUUGCAUUUAUGCCUAAUUUUUCACUGCAAAAAUUUACUUUUCAAUUGGCUUUCAUUAACAUUUACCAUUUGAAUUCCUAUAACACCAUUGUAGACGCUGCUCCCAAAGUUCUUUUGAUGCUAAAAAUGAGAGCAAAAAAAAUCUUUCCACUUCUAACAGCUUGGAUAAUUUAUAAAUCUUCAGAAUCAGUACUAGAUGACUCUUCCAAUUUCUUUGCGGAGAUUUCAUCAAUUUGAAAAAUCAGUGAUUUAGUAGGUUUCAGCAGCACUGCUGAGAGAGGUAUCUUUUUAGUCAUAGAUGUAGUCAAAUUUUCACUUUUUGUGGCCAAUGCUGUUAUCAUGUUAAAGUAACAUGAAGCAAUGAUUUCCUGAAGAGAUGUAUUUGUUUCAAGAAGCUGGCUAAGAGGCGAGUCUUUUAGCUGUACAGUUGUUAAAUCAAACCAGGGAAAGGAACUAGAAGAGAAAAGUCUGUUAUGUAUGGGUCCUGAAGUUAUACGAUAACUGUUUUUUCACUGCAGAGAUAAAGGAAUGGAAAUGGGAGUAUAUUUAAUGAUUUAUUUAAUUUAAUGAUUAUGUGGCCAUAAGUGGGGGAGUAACCAUUGGAACUUCAAAAUGGGUUGUAAUUGCCUUUUACCAGGUAGAUCAUAACUUCAAACAAUUGCUAAGCAAUCAGUCAUAAGUCGAGGACUACCUGUAUACAGAGCCUCUGCGUUAGCCUGAACAUAUUUACAGCACAAAAUGUACAUAAAAUCAUUUUUACAUUCAGGAUUACUCAUAAGAGAAAUGCCUACAAUUUAUGACAAUAUUGUUAUAAAUGCAAAUUUUGUUUUCAGUAGCCUCCACAUGAUGGUUUAACUUUAGAAGCAGCCCAGUCUGAAACAAGACAUGGGACAAAUUAUGAACAAUGCAGGCUGAAUUGUGCAAGGACUCAAAUUGUAUAUAUCCAAGAAAUUGGGUAUUAUGCACUGAUAGGUCUCAAGCUGAGGUACAGGAAGGAAGGAGCCAGUAUGUAUCACGCCAUUCUCUUUUACCAUUGGAAUCCUGAUUUGUUACUGGGGAUUUGAUGGUGGGGGGACUUUGGAUGAGCUUAUGAGGACAGAAACUGACUUUUUAGAAGCGUUAUUCAUAUUAUUUCUCUUAAAAAACUAAACCACUAAAUAUUACUCAUAAAUUCCACAAAUGAUGCAUUGUCAAUUUUUAAAAUGUUGGAUAAAACAUGAUUAAACAGAGCAAUUUUCUACUGGA
Molecule: messenger RNA, 2847 nt
Organism: Ahaetulla prasina
Lineage: Eukaryota; Metazoa; Chordata; Lepidosauria; Squamata; Colubridae
Gene: SAMD15
Product: sterile alpha motif domain containing 15
Exons: 3
Coding region: 243-671 (142 amino acids)
Molecular function (GO): protein binding
Source: RefSeq, a predicted model, not a curated record